Molecule: messenger RNA, 2184 nt
Organism: Antechinus flavipes (yellow-footed antechinus)
Lineage: Eukaryota; Metazoa; Chordata; Mammalia; Dasyuromorphia; Dasyuridae
Gene: IFRD2
Product: interferon related developmental regulator 2
Exons: 12
Coding region: 154-1467 (437 amino acids)
Source: RefSeq, a predicted model, not a curated record
AGCGAAGAUGGUGGCGCGCGUGGCGUGCUGCCCCCGGCCUCUACCUGUCUUUUCGCGGCGCGCGCUGGCGCUGGCGCCCAGGAGCGCGAACUCCGACGCGAGUCCCCGCCGGCUCUGACCCCGCGCCCCCGCGCGCCGCUUGCCUGGCCCGGCAUGCCCCGCGCCCGCAAGGGACACGCGCUCCGGAGGGGAGGACAGCGCCGAGGUGGGGGAGCUCGGAGCAGCACCCAGGCCGACUCUCCCUCCAGUGACGAUGAAGCGACGAGUGAAGUGUUGAGUCAUUACAGCAGUACGAGUGAGGGGGCUAGCGUUGCCGAGGAGAGCCUAGGCAACGAAGUAGUCGAUGAACAGGCCCAACAAGAGGAGCUGGAGGAGAAGCUCAAGGAGCGCAUUGACGAUGUGGCCGACAAGAGUGCCAAGACCAGGCAGGGUGCUUUGGAGAGCCUGCGCCUGGCAUUCUCCUCCCGGGUGCUCCUGGACUUCCUGCUGGAGCGGCGCCUCACCCUCACCGACUCCCUCGAAAAGUGCCUUAAGAAAGGGAAAGGAGAGGAACAGUCUCUUGCUGCAACUGUGCUGACCCUCCUGUGCCUUCAGCUGGGUUCGGGGCCGGAAGGGGAGGAGCUCUUCCGGAGCCUGCGGCCCCUGCUCAUCAGCAUCCUCACCGAUACCUCUGCCAAUCUUGGAGCGCGGCACAGUUGUGCCUCAGCCCUCGGGAUGUGCUGUUACAUCGCUGCUGCCGACGUGGAGGACCUCAUCUCCUGCCUAGCCUGCCUUGAGGGCAUCUUCACUGGGGCCUGUAGGGAGGAGUCCUCCUCAGCCCUGGCACCCCUCCAAGCCCUGCAUUGCUGUGCCCUCCAGGCCUGGGCCUUACUCCUCACAAUCUGCCCGGGCACCCACAUCAGCAGGGUUCUGGACAGCCAGCUGCCCCUGCUGCCCCAGCUCCUCUCCAGCGACAGCGUUCACCUUCGCAUCGCAGCCGGGGAGACGAUCGCCUUGCUCUUUGAGUUGGGCCGAGACCUAGAGGAGGACUUCCUGUAUGAGGACACCGAUAGCCUGUGCAGCACCCUCCGAGCCCUGGCCACGGACAGCAACAAAUACCGGGCCAAGGCCGAUCGCCGCAAACAGCGCUCCAUCUUCCGGGACGUGCUGCACUUCAUUGAGACUGGAGAGUGUCAGGAAGAGACAAUCAAGUUUGGGCUGGAAUGUAUGUAUGUGGACAGCUGGGUGCGACGCCGGACGUAUGCAGCAUUUAAGGAGACCUUGGGCUCUGGGGUCCUCCACCACCUCCAGAACAAUGAACUUCUUCGAGACAUCUUUGACUUGGGGCCGGUGCUAGUGCUGGACGCUGCGGCCAUGAAAGCCAGCAAGAUUUCCCGCUUUGAGAAGCACCUCUACAAUUCAGCUGCCUUCAAAGCCCGGACGAAAGCGCGUAGUCGUGUACGGGAUAAGCGCGCCGAUGUGCUCUGAGUGCCAGGCUCCCCCUGGCCUUGGGGCUGGGUGAGGAGGCUGCUCCCAGCCCAGUUUUUAUACAGAAAAACAAUGUCACAACGCUUUACAUCUUGUGGCCUGGCUCCCUGAGGGCCUGCGCUUUAUUUUUUUAAUGACAAAACCAAAUAAAGGUGUCAGGGUGGGAGGGCUGCCAGGAGCAGGGCUGCCCUGGUCUCUCCCCGACCCCCUGCCCUCAGCUCCCCUUUCCUCCAGCCCUCUUCCUUCAGUCCCAUCUCUCCUGCUGGGCCAGGUUUGAUUUGGGCCAUGGGAAGAUCGAUUACCUUCUGUGCCUGACUGUUCUCAGGGGAUGAGGUACUGAUGUCACAAUGAUGUCAAGGAAGGAGAGAAUGCAGAUUCCCAGACUGAGGAGGAAGUGGGGGGAAUCGUCUCUCCCUCUCCUCUGGGUGCUCUUCCCCCUGGAUUGACCAACCACUCCGUCUCCCUAGGAGAGAGCUGGAUGAUGUACCCGGAGAGGUCCCGUCACCUGGAGCGGUCCCUCCUCAGGCUGGGAUGCUCCUCCUCUUCCUCCUCCAGUCCAUAACACAUACUCAGUAUGGCCUCCACCCUCCCACACCUUGGCUAUGCUGGAGCGGGGAGGGAAGCAGGGAAGGGGGCUUUCUGGAAUGUACGUAUGUGUUGAUUUUAUAAGAAGAUUAAUAUUAGAGAUGAUUAAAUGAGAGCAUACCUUGGCUUCCA